Messenger RNA from Schistocerca piceifrons (Central American locust), 471 nucleotides. RefSeq lists its product as uncharacterized. Gene Ontology annotation, molecular function: guanyl-nucleotide exchange factor activity. The coding region runs from base 1 to 471 and encodes 156 amino acids. The transcript has 5 exons. Lineage: Eukaryota; Metazoa; Arthropoda; Insecta; Orthoptera; Acrididae. The record is from RefSeq and is a predicted model, not a curated record.
AUGCAGGGCGACGCGCGGCUGCGGCUGACGGAGCAGCUGUGGCAGGGCGAGAGGCAGUUCUCGUGCGAGCUGUCGGCGGCCGGCGAGCUGUGGGCGGGCCCGCUGCGCAGGCUGCCCUCCACGCUCAGCCCGCACCAGCACGACACCGUCUUCCAGGGGCUGGCCGCGCUCGCCAAGGCCGCCGCCGCCUUCGCCGCACAGAUCGGAGAGGUUGUGGAGAACUGGAACCCUGAAACUUCUGAAGUUGGGCAGCUCUUCUCGCAACAGCUGUGGGACAACUUCGAGGAGUACCAGGACACGUACAGACUGGCCAGAGAGCUGCUGCGUGAAAAGUGCGCCGAGGACGAGGAGUUCGUGGAGAUCUGCAAGCUGCGCCGCGGCGCCGCGCUCCACACCCUAGAGUCGCUGCUGGACCUACCGGUGAGUGGCCCCACUUCCAUAAUUCAGACACAGAGGAGUGAAAGACGUUAG